AUGGGUACCUUUAAAGUCGUGGAUUUGCUGGGCGAUGGGGACCCGUUUCAACAAGGCCUCUUUCAUCCAGAUGCCAUUCUUCACAAUGGAAGAGAUGGUCAAUUAUCGCAUGCGAUUCCGGCGUCCUUUAUGAUUCUAUUGAAGCACUUUCGCGAUUUCCGGCAGGAUUCUGCGACCGCAUGGAGCCUUGUAUUGAAGGAAACCCUUGAAUAUUAUCUGAAUAGAACUCAUCAAAAACUUAAGCAUGCAUUGCAAAACAUGGAUUCAGCCAACCUAGCCUAUAUCCGUGACCUCACGGCAAUUAAAGAUGAAUCUUGGGAAAUGAAUUUACUCAAGCUCAGCGAGAUUGACAAUUAUUUACUCAACAUCGGUAUUCUCGUGUCCUUGGCCAGAAAUAAAGGAACUGCCGUUACGAACAGAGUUUCUUUCUCGAGCAAUGUCAUUUUUCGUGUUGUCUUCGAGAUGGUCUGGCCGCAACCAAGGAAAUCUUUACCAAUACCAAUGCAAGCUGUGACAGACCCUCUCCUCCUAUUAAUAUACAUUACGAAAUAUCACCCCGGCCACGAUCGUAAAUCCACAUGUAAAAAACUUACAUGGCCCGUCGGAAAAAGCCUUCCAAGCGGCGAUUUUCUCUGUCUUGAAUGUGCUGUUGCCAGCCUCAAUGACGUGCUUGUUCGAAGUAAAAAUCCGGUCUCAUGA
Molecule: messenger RNA, 699 nt
Organism: Ambispora gerdemannii
Lineage: Eukaryota; Fungi; Glomeromycota; Glomeromycetes; Archaeosporales; Ambisporaceae
Source: the annotation of a GenBank genome assembly